Molecule: messenger RNA, 1262 nt
Organism: Chlamydomonas reinhardtii
Lineage: Eukaryota; Viridiplantae; Chlorophyta; Chlorophyceae; Chlamydomonadales; Chlamydomonadaceae
Exons: 1
Coding region: 106-1245 (379 amino acids)
Source: RefSeq, a predicted model, not a curated record
GUUCGGGGACCCAGCCGGCGGCACAGUCGCGGCUGGUGGAGCGGGAGGCGGAGUGGCAGCGUGCAGCGGCGCAGCUGACCACCACGGCGGCGCAGCAUUUCCACAAUGGCGGCGGCGCUGCCCGCCUCCUGGCGGGAGGGCAUCAUCACCCUCAUCUACAAGGGCAAAAGCCUGGACCGCGCCGAGCUGGCGUCGUACCGGCCCAUCACGCUGCUCAACUGCGACUUCAAGAUGGUGUCCAAGGCUGUCAGCGCCCGCCUGCAGCCCGCCCUGGAUGCAGUUGUGGAUGAGCUGCAGACCGCGUUCAUCACCGGCCGCUGGAUUGGUGACAACGCGCUGUACCUCCAAGGCCUGAUCGAAUGGAUGCGCCUGGACGUGGGCGCGGACGGCACGCCACGGCAGGGUGGUGCGCUGUACUUCUUGGACAUAGAAAAGGCGUAUGACCGGGUGCACCGGCAGUGGCUGUAUGCGUCCGCGGAGGGACUUGGGUUUGGGCCGCGCAUGCUGCGCUGGAUCCGCCUGCUCACUGCCAACGGCUCUGCCCGCGUGUGUGUGAACGGGAUGCUCUCUGACGCCUUCCCAGUGCUGAACGGCUUGCCGCAGGGCAGCACCGCCUCACCACCCCUGUGGGUCAUCCAGAUGCAGCCACUGACGUCCUUUCUGCGGCGGCAGGUGGAGCAAGGGGCACUGCGCACGCCCCUGUUACCCAGCGGCGAGCAGGCGCCACCGGCUGCCCACCACGCUGACGACACGACCCUCACGGCGCGCGACCCGGCGGUGGACGGGCCGGUCCUGAUGGGGGCAGUACAGCUGUUCUGCCGCGCGUCCAACGCCCGUGUCCAUCCGGACAAGAGCAAGGCCAUGGGCCUUGGCAGGUUUGCGCACCUGACGGGCCCUUGCCCACACACGGGGGUGCCGUUUACCACUGGCGCCGUGACGCACCUGGGUGUGCCCCUGUCGUGGGACUCGGAUGCGGCUGCAGCUGACUUGUACACCCGGCGGGCUCGCGGCAUGGCGUUUGUGGCGCGUCUGUGGGCUGCCCUGUCUCUGACUCUUGUUGGCCGUGUGCACAUUGCGAAGCAGGUGCUGGCGGCGAAGCUGGCCUACCACUUCAGCUUCCUCAACCCGUCGCCUGCGCAGCUGAAGGAACUCACCGACCUGGUGGACCACUUUGCUGCGCGCUCCAUGCACGCUGAGGACGCCAGCCUGGUGUCGCACGGGAACCCGCUCCCAUUUUUUGUUUGAGGAAUCAUCCUUACAAG